Molecule: messenger RNA, 848 nt
Organism: Tupaia belangeri chinensis (Chinese tree shrew)
Lineage: Eukaryota; Metazoa; Chordata; Mammalia; Scandentia; Tupaiidae
Gene: CUNH3orf70
Product: chromosome unknown C3orf70 homolog
Exons: 3
Coding region: 1-840 (279 amino acids)
Biological process (GO): nervous system development
Source: RefSeq, a predicted model, not a curated record
AUGGGUGUGAAGACCCUGUCGAGGGUGCCACUUCUCUUAUUCAUGACGGGCUGGCAGCGCUCGGGGCGGAGCGCGAGGCAGUCCCCAGGGGUGUGCGCGCCUCCCCGGGGGCUUGGCGCCGACACUCGGGACAUUGCGACGCGCGUGGGGCCAGGCUGUUGUGUGAGACGACCACGCUCGCAGGGCCGGGUGGGCGUGGCCUGGUGUGCAAGCCCUCCAGGGAGUGUAUGGAGUGUGUCUCGAGACGACCUGGCUCGGAGGCGAGCGUGGAGGAAGUGCGCGUGCAAGUACGUGUACCAGCCCAUGACCCCUGUGGAGCGGCUCCCGAGCACCGAGAUCCCCGCCCGGCCCCGGGAGCCCACCAACACCAUCCAGAUCUCGGUCUCGCUCACUCAGCACUUCCUGAAGUUCGCAUCCGUCUUCCAGCCCCCGCUGCCCCCCGAGUCGCCCAGGUACUGCAUGAUCUCAGACCUCUUCAUCGACAACUACCAGGUGAAGUGCAUCAACGGGAAGAUGUGCUACGUGCAGAAGCAGCCGGCGCCGCAUUCCCUCCGGACCAGCCCCGAGGAGGCCUCUGCACACGGUGCCUUAAUUUCAAAAGAGAGCGACACGCCAAAAAUAGAUCACUGCUCUUCUCCCUCAAGUUCCGAGGACUCUGGGAUCAACGCCAUCGGGGCACACUACGUGGAGUCCUGUGACGAGGACACCGAGGGGGGGGCGGAGCUGAGUUCAGAGGAAGAUUACAGCCCCGAGAGCAGCUGGGAGCCGGACGAGUGCACCCUGCUGUCCCCCUCGCAGUCCGACCUGGAAGUGAUCGAAACCAUCGAGACCACCGUGUGAGGGCCGGC